Messenger RNA from Amphiprion ocellaris (clown anemonefish), 18532 nucleotides. It is a transcript of the gene pcloa, whose product is annotated as piccolo presynaptic cytomatrix protein a. The record is from RefSeq and is a predicted model, not a curated record. Bases 301 to 15516 code for a protein of 5071 amino acids. Gene Ontology annotation, cellular component: cytoskeleton of presynaptic active zone; axon; glutamatergic synapse. Gene Ontology annotation, biological process: protein localization to synapse; presynaptic active zone assembly. Gene Ontology annotation, molecular function: structural constituent of presynaptic active zone; metal ion binding; protein binding. The transcript has 27 exons. NCBI's taxonomy places the organism in Eukaryota, Metazoa, Chordata, Actinopteri, Pomacentridae.
CGUAAAACUGUGGUAACUGUGGCGUUCGGCUGCAGAGAUGCGAGACACAGAAAAACAACGAGAAACGCGGGCAAGGGAAAGACGAGGAGACACGGAGGAGGAAGGAAACCAGUGAUAAAUACAGACAAAAAAAAAAAAAAACAAAACACCUGAGAUGUUUCCACGCGCCGAGGAGCACCGUCUGCGCUGCGCUCUUUGGAGAUAAAAACGCGCAGAAGGAGCUCGGAUCGAUCCGAAUUCGAGGAGGUGGUGGUUGUGGGGGGGUGGUGUGAGGAGGAAGGAGGACGGGAGGGGUCGAUCAUGGGGAACGAAGCGAGCCUGGAAGGAGGCGAAGGGCCGCCGUCUGGGCUACCGGAGGGGCUGGCACCUGACGGGAAGGGCGGCUUCGUCCGGGUCUCCGACGGGACUCCGGUCAACCUGAGCGAGGAGCAGCGGAGGCAGCUCGCCGCGGCGAUGUCAAGGGCGCAAAGCAGGCAGCCCGGAGGCGCAGCAGCUGCACGAAGAAUUUCAGAGUCUGAUGCCCAGCAGCGUUCCCAGCAGGUAGGGGCCUCCAGGGGCCCGACAGGUCUCAGUAAAAGCCGAACUGUUGACGCUUUCAACCAGGGUCCACCUGGGAAGCCCACGCCGGGCCGCAGCCCCUCAUCUCUCAGCCUUUUUGAAUCCAGAUUCCGGCAGGAGCCUAAAGACCCUGAGGCCAAGUCAUCCGGCAUGUUUGGCUCCAGCUUCCUCAGCGGGGCCAACCCGCUCAGCGCCGUGUCGUCUAUGACCUCCUCGGUCUCGUCCUCCAUCACCUCCAUGGGAGAUUCUGUCAACAUCCCCAAGUUUGGACUGUUUGGGGACGAGGAGGAGGAAGAUGCAUCUGCAGCACCUGAGGCCAAGCAGGGAGGGAAACCACCAGGGAAGGGCCCCCAGCAAGGGCCGGGGCCAAAGGGACCACAACAGGGAGGGCCCCAGAGACAGGGCCAGGGUCCUCCUGGACAGGGGCCAAAGCCCGGGCAAGGACCCCCCGGUCAGGGGCCGAGGCAAGGUCAGGGUCAACCAGGUCAGGGACCACCAGGUCAGGGGCCCAGGCCAGGCCAAGGACCACCAGGUCAGGGACCACCAGGCCAAGGCCCUCCAGGUCAGCAAGGACCCAGGCCAGGCCAAGGUCCUCCUGGUCAAGGACCUCCUGGGCAGGCCCCCAGGCAAGGUCAGGGACCACCAGGCCAAGGCCCUCCAGGCCAACAAGGACCCAGGCCAGGUCAAGGGCCACCAGGGCAAGGUCCUCCAGGCCAACAAGGACCCAGACCGGGUCAAGGGCCACCAGGUCCAGGAGCCAAGCAGGCUGGCCCUCCCCAGCAAAAAGGAGGCCCACCACAACAAGGACCUGGGAAGCCUGGGCCCACACAACAGGGACCACAAGGCCCUGGGGCUCGUCCUGGGGAGCCAGCAAAGAGUGGUGGGCCUCCUGCUCAGCAGGGAGCUGGAAAGCCUGCAGGUGGACUCUGUCCACUGUGCAAAACCACUCAGCUGAAUACUGGAUCUAAGGAACCGCCAAACUACAAUAACUGCACAGAGUGUAAGAACCAGGUGUGCAGCCUCUGUGGCUUCAGCCCCCCAGACUCAGAGGGUAAAGAGUGGUUGUGUCUGAACUGUCAGAUGCAGCGAGCGAUGGGAGGAAUGGAUCCUCCUGGUAUGACCAAACCCAAGCAGGGCUCUGCUCCUCCCUCGCCGCAGAGACAGGCAUCUGGCAAACCUGGCAAGCUGCUCAUAAAGCAGCAGAGCACCAGCGACCAGGGGUUAACGCCACCGACCACACCGAGGCAGAAAUCUCCAGGUCCUACGUCUCCAGGACCGCUCUCUCCGGGUUCCUCAAUGGGAGGAUCCCCCAAAAUCGACCCCAAGACAGGUCGCCCCAUCCAGCAGAAGUCCAGCCCCCAGCAGUCUCCAGCUAAACCCAAACAGGAGUCCAGCUUCUUCGGAGGGUUAGGGGGCAUCAGUUUAGGAGGCCUCACAGAUGCAGCUAAGCCUCCUGCAGCUGCUUCACAAGCUGCCGAGUCCGUCACAGGGAAGCUGUUUGGCGGCUUCGGUGGCUUGAUGGAUUCGUCGAAACCUCCAGCGCAGGCUGCUCCAAAGCAGGAGGAGUCGGUGACUGGGAAGUUGUUCGGAGGUUUUGGAGGGUUGACAGAGUCGGCUAAACCUCCCGCUGCUGCUUCUCAAAUGUUUAGCUUCGGAUCGUCCCUCUUGAACUCGGCCACCAAUCUGGUCACUGGGGAGGACGAGAAAGCGGCUCCUGCCGGGUCACCGCCAGAAUCUCCAGUUGAUUCAGGACCAGGUUCUCCUCCGGAUUCCGGCCCCGGCUCACCACCCGACUCCCCCUUCUCUGCUCCCGGUUCGCCGCCUGAUUCAGACUCUGCUCCUGACUCUCCACCUGCUAAGUCUAAGAAACCCCCCAGAACCAUUUCUGUGGAGAAGGAAGAGAAGAUCCAAGCAAAGGAGCCGGUUCCAGCAGCCGCCAAGGCUAACUGUCCUCUCUGUAACGUGGAGCUGAACAUGGGAUCAAAAGAUGCACCAAACUACACCAACUGCACCGAGUGCAAGAAGGCAGUGUGCAAUCUGUGUGGAUUCAAUCCCACUCCUCACUUAGGAGAGAAAGAAUGGCUUUGCCUCAACUGUCAGACCCAGAGAGCCAUGUCAGGCCAGCUGGGAGACAUGCCACCUCCAUCCAUGGCUUCCCCAAAGAAGCAACCACCUGCUCCUGCUCCUUCCUCCUCCCCUGCCCCUGCUGCUGUAGAUAGCAAACCUGUAGUAGAAGCAGCAGACCAACCCCCACCAGCCUCUGAGGCCAAGGUAGUACCUUCAGCUGUUCCCACAACCACACCUGAUAGUGCACCAGUUUCACCUGAUCAUAGUACCCCUCCUCCUGAGGACAUCCCACAGGAAACACUGCAGUCAACAGAGCAUAAACAACCGCCAGCAGAUGAAUCAGUGUCAGAGAGUGUAAUUCAUCCUGAGCAAGAAGCUCCAAUUUCAGAUGAUUUAGCUGAUAGUAUUCCAGCAGCCCCACCAGUUGAGCAAGAGCAGAACAGCAGUGAGAAAAUAGCAGAGGACCAUCCUCACCCCGAGACUCAGCCAUCUGAUUCUGAUCAGCAAAUGCAAAGUACAACUGUCAGUGAAAUCCCAGCAGUUGAGCAACAACAGAAGGCAGCAGAGGAUGACCCUCAGCCUGAUGCAGAGGUACCUAAUGUAGAGCAACAAGCACAGAGUGCACUUGUCAGUGAAACCUCAUCAGCUGAGCAACAACAAAAGGUAGCAGAGAACCAACCUCAAUCUGAUACACAGGCAGCUGAUUCUGAUCAACACAUGCAAAGUGCAACUGUCAGUGAAAUUACAGCAGCUGAUCAACAACAGAAAGUAGCAGAGGACCAUCCUCAGCCUGAUGCAGGGAUUUCUAAUGUUGAGCAACAAGCACAGAGUGCACUUGCCGGUGAAAUCCCAGCAGUUGAGCAACAACAGAGUAGCUCUGAGAAUGUGACAGAGAACCUUUCUGUGUCUGUGGAAGGUGAGAUGCAAAAUCUGUUGACUAAUACAGGUUUAGACAAGACAUCAGUCCCAGCAGAGGUAGAAACUGAGCCAAAUCCCAUGAUUACUCAGAGUGGGGCUGCAGCUCCCCAGACAGAUAAUGAGAAAGUGGAGCCCGCUCCAGAAAAGCUUCCAGAAGUGACAACAAAUUCAGUUGAGCCAAAACCUCCUCACUUGAUCCCUGAGGAAGUCACACAAAACGCUGGCCCUGUUCAGCCUGAUUCUAUAGCUGCAGAUGUAAAAGAGGAGAAAGUAAUAGAGGUCACAGCUGAGAAACCUCCAAUAGAUGAACCCCAACAUGCUCCAGCAGCUCAAACUCCAUCAGAUACAGUAGAAACAGCUGUCAAUGAAGACAAAGCAGACAUCACUACAAAACUUGAUCCUGAUAAUGUAACACCUAAUGUUGAGAGUAAUGUUACUGCAGAAAUAAUAACAGAAGCAGAACCAAUAGCUCCUGCUGACAAAGCUGAUGUCCCUACACCUGACAAGACUCAACAAGAAUUAAACUCAGAACCAGAAAAGUUUGUAGAAUCUGAGAGCUCUUCAGUAGAAUCAGAAGCACAUCCUGCCUCAGCUUCAGAGGAGAAAAGUCAGGCAAAUGCAGUGGAAAACAAACCCAUAAUAAAAGAAAAUGAGCCUACUCCACCUAAUGUGGCAAAUAAUUCUGUUGCUCCACUUGAAGAAGAAACUAAAGCUAUGGAAAAAGCAAAUGAGGAGAAGGCUGUUGAAGAUAAAGUUUCUCAGAAUGUUAUUAGUACGGAAGAAACAGCUAAACAGAUACUACCUGGGAGGGCUGAUGAGGAAGCAUCAGUUGAGAUAAAAACAAACGCAGCUGCAGAGAGGGUUACUGAGGCAAAAGCUGACGAAGGGAAAGCUUCUGAAGAAGAGGCAAUUGAAAAGAAAACAGUUGAGAUGGCAAAUGACCAGAAACCUCUGGAGGAGACGCUUAAUAAAGCAGAAUCAAGUCCAGCAAUCAGCUUCAGUGAAACAGAGAGCAGUUGUCUUGUAAUAGAGAAGAAAGAACCAGAAACAGCAGGGGAGCCCGCUCCAGCUGUCCCUGAGGAAAUGCCAAAAGAAGAAAAUGAGAUAAAUAAAGAGACAGAACCAGGAACAAAGUGUGAGCCUGCUGGGGAAAGCCAUGUUGAGACAGUAUCAGCAUCAGAGAAGUCAGAAGAGAAAGAGAAGCCUGCGAUCGAAGUGGAGAGUGUGUCAGAGAAAGAUGAAAAGCAGACACCCGAAGCAGAUGAUAAAUCUGAGAAAGCAAAGGGUAUUUCUGUUCCUCCAACUCCUGAUUCUGAGGAACAAGAAAAGGUCAAUGUCAAGGUGCCAGAGCAGAGUGUUGAGGUGUCAUCCUCCGCUAUUAUUAGUAAGACUCAAGUCAGCGAUAAAACCUGUGAGGAGAAACUCCUCCAGGAUGAGACAGAAGCCGGUUCACGAAGCACUAAUGCUGAAAAUCAACAUGAAGUAGAGAGAGAGGCAUUAGCUGUGACAGGCAACGAGAAAAAACAGCCUGAGAAAGUUGCCGAGCCGUCAACCAAAGAGGAGGAAGCAAAACAGGACAAAAAAGAGGAUGAGUCACAACCUGUUGCUGACAACAUCCCGGAAACUAUUUCAGUAUCAGAGGCAAGCGCUGUGUGCGACAAAGAUGGCACUGCAGAGCUUGAUGUAGGAGAGAGCACGAGAUCAAAGAAGGAUGAAGUAUCAGAGGCAGCUUCUGAAAAUGGAGGUGCACCCGUAUCAGUAGCUUCAAUCCCUGUAACAGAACCUGAAAUUCUAGUUUCUGUAGUUAGUGAGCAGGAAGAAACCCCAAAGGAGGAGAACAUGGUGGAGAAAAAGGAGGCUGAAGCUCAGCCUCAGGAAAAGCUCAGCGAUGAAGCUGCUGUCUCUGAGGUAAGACCGGUGGAGAUGUUGAAAGAGCCUGGAGUGAAAGAAGUGGCUGCCAAAGAGGGCAGUCCCACCAGCCCAUCAGACAUAGCAAAGCUAGAGAGCAGCGUCCUUCCCAUUCUGGAGGCCCAAGCAGGCACAAAAGAAGAGGAGAAACAAACGGACACUCUAAAGAGCAGACGUAAAUUAGAGGUCCUUCCUCUCUCACCUGAUUCACCAAGUUCAGAAGAGGACAGAGAACUUUCUGAGAAGAAUGCCAAGGGGACCACAAAGAAAAAGCUACUUGUGCCCAUGGAUAUCAGGGCGGAUUCCCUGGAUGAUAGCAGUGAAAGCUUUGGAAAAGAAAGCCCAGUGUCAGGAGAUGAUGAGGACUUUAUCAGAAAACAGAUAAUAGAAAUGAGUGAGAAUGAGGAUGCUUCUCCAUCUGAUGAGGAAAAUCUCGUGCGGCGAAAAAUCAGAGAGGAAGAGAAGAAACAAAUGGAACAGAAGAAAUCAGAGACUAUGGAAAAGAGUACAUCAGGUAAAGCCAGACGACUUACCAAGAAAACCACAAUAAGUCCAGAUGAUGAAGAUAACGAGCUCAGAAUGUCAUUGGAUAAACCUGAUACAGGCAAAGAGGAGGGAUCAGAAACAAAAGAAAAGGAGCCUCAGAGUGGUACUGCAGUUCGCAAAUUCCAAACUAUGGAGCUGAAUGCAACCAGCAGCCCUAUCCGUAUACCCAAUGAUGAUGGCGAGCCUGAAAUGGAAAGCCUGACAGACUCUCCGGAUGAUCGGUCGAGAGGUGAGGGGUCAUCCAGUCUACAUGCAUCCAGCUUCACUCCUGGAACAUCCCCAACAUCCCUGUCAUCACUGGAUGAAGACAGUGACAGUAGUAGUCCGAGCCAUAUCCGUUCUGGUGAGGGCAAGCAACACAGGAAAGCCAAACACAGACAACCUGGUCAAACGUUGCCAACUAUCGAAGACUCUUCUGAGGAAGAAGAAUUAAGGGAAGAAGAGGAGCUGCUCAGGGAGCAAGAAAAACAGAAGGGCUCAGGGAAAAAAUCAAAGAAAGACAAAGAGGAGAUUCGAGUCCAGAGGAGGCGAGAGCGUCCAAAGACACCACCAAGCAACCUUUCUCCUAUUGAAGAUGCCUCACCAACUGAAGAGCUGAGGCAAGAAGCCGAAAUGGAGGAGAUCAGACGAUCGUCCUGCUCAGACUUCUCCCCGAGUAUUGAAUCAGAUCCUGAAGGGUUUGAAGUCCAUGCUGCGAAGAUCGCGGCAGUCCAGAAAACAUACCAACUGCCUACAUCAGUAUCUCUUCACUCCCCAACAGAUGAUCAAAAUAUUGAUAAAUCAGAGAAAAAACCUCUCAAAUCUGCUGAUGAGGCUUAUGAAGAAAUAAUACUAAGGGCUAAGUCACCAACACUUGACAAAGGUGAGAUUCAACCAAUAAAAGAGUCUCUUUAUGGAGGCAUGCUCAUUGAAGACUAUGCCUAUUCAUCUCUUAUUGACAAUUCAACAGCUGAUCUAGGGGAACCAGAGAAGAUUGCUGUUCCUGCACAGCCCAAAAAGCUGAGAUCACCAGAUGAAGUUUAUGAAGACAUGAUAAAAAAGAGGAAGGAAUUCAUGCAGCUGGAGCAGGAAUACCAAAAUAUGCAGCCAAAGAAGGAAAGCAUUGCCCCAGAAAUUGUUCUACAACCUGCUGAGAAUAUCAUCUCGAAAAGUAACACAGUAACAUUAGGCAAAGAUGGGAAGCCAUUGUUGGAUGCUGAAACUGCCUAUGAAGAGCUAAUGAAAAGAGUCCUGACUCCUGGAACAAGUCCAACCCAGCAGGAGCCAGAAGUGGAUGCCACUGCAUCUAGAAAGGCACUCCACCCCAUCCCAGACUUAAGAGUGACCCAGUGCUCUUCAGGAGAGUUGUCUUCUGAUGAUGAGAGUAUAAUUAAAAAGGAAGAGGAGAUAACAGCAACUGAAACUGAGCCUGUGAAAGAGAUUUCUGAGCCUCCUCCAUCAUCCACAUCAGAUCAGCAACCUCACACCACAAUCACAGCAUCUCAGGCUGAUGCUGUAGACUUAUCCGGUGCACUCACAAAAACAUCAGCCCCUGUGAUUGCCAGCGUACCACCCUUGCCCACAGUCCCGCAGUACACACCGAGUAUACCCAGUGUAGUGUCAACUGCCCCACCUGUGCCCCCUAAGCCAAAUGUCCUGCGUAGGGCUAGCUCUCAGGAAAAAGCAGAAGAACCUGUUGCACCACCACUGCCUCCUCCCACCCCACCAAAACCUACCGUAUUUCCCAGGAAACCUCCAGUUCCACUUCCACCUCAGGCUUCAGCAGCUCCAAUAAGGCCAGAGACAGUGGCUGUGACAACAACCCAAGGACCACCUACAAGACAAGUAGUUACUCCAACAUACAAACCUCAUGUUCCCCCACCUGUUCCCCCAAAGCCAUCCAUUCCUGCUGGGAUUGGGGACUGCCACAGACCAGGACAUGGUGUCAAACCACCAAUUGCUCCAAAGCCUGGCUCACAGCCUUCUUCACCUGCCCAUGCUCCAUAUCCAACAAGGCCCACUGUACUUCCCACAAGUUCUAAUGAGAUCAUCCUGAAUCUGAGCCCAUCCUCUGAGAGCAAACCAUUUCAACCCUCACCAAAGUCUCCUCCUUCUCCAAGAUAUGCCAGCAAUCUUCGUGACACAUACGUGGUUAUCACACUGCCAUCUCAGCCUAGCUCUCCAGUAGACAGUGUCACAACUCAAGCUCCGUCUAGCCCUGGCCCAGCAUCUCCUUCACGCCAACCACAGGAUGGGAGUUAUCACCAACCACCACCUCAACCUCAGUCAUAUUCACAGCAGCAUCAACAACCAACUUAUCCUCAGAAAACCAGGGUUCCUCUGGCAUACACACGAGUCACAGAAUCCAUUGAAAGUCAAGAGAUUUGUGGCCCAGAAAAACAUGUAUCCAGUUCUUGUCAUAUAAUUGAGGCUGUAUCUGCCUCAGCUCAGGCACCUGUGGUUUUGCCAAACCUCAUCUCUCAAGUGGUUACCACAGAAGUCCAAAGGACCACUGUCUCUGUUGUUCAUGAAAGGACUUCACCACCAGUACCAGCGCCCAGGGCAAAUGGGGUUCCAGUCUCGUUGGAGAAACCCAAGCCCCAGUUGCAAGCACAGAAUGGUCAGGCCUUCCAACCUUCUGAGGUGGUGGAUCUUAGGACUAUGAAGGUGGACCCCGAAUCAGACAUGAAUGGUGUGGAUCUGUCAGCUGGCCCAGACUCAAGACGUCAGUCCUUUGCAAGUGAUGUCAGUCGUCAUAACAGUGCAGUGCAGUCACCUGUGGUCAACCUUAGUGCUGAAUCAUCUACUGUUUCUAUAGUGACGGAUAGCAUCACCAUUGUGACCUGUUCUGCCACAAUCCAGCAACAUGACAAUGUAGACACCAGUCAAGCAUCUUCAGUGCCCCUUCAAUUAACAAAAAAUAAGUCCUUUGAACCAGUUUCUCAAAUUAUAUAUCGGCCAAUUGACUCUCAGCCCUUCACUCAUGCUACCACAGAGAUUCCUAUUAACCUCUCAGUUGGAUCAAGCACAGGUGGAGGAACUUUCCAGACCAUCCCUGUCACUAUUGCACCCACUUCUGUUGCAAAUUGUGUAGCCAAUGGAUUACAUACUGGUACAACCACAGUGGCAGGAGCUGUUGACCUCAGCACAGCAAAACCCUUCAACACUGUGGUAUCAGUGGAUGCUGCGUCUGCAGAAGUGGUCACAGCUGUAAUCACAGAUGAUGGCAAACCAGUGGAUCUAACUGCAGGAAAAAGAGCUGUAUGCUGUGAUGUUGUGUACAAGCUCCCAUUUGCAGGAAGUUGCACUACUCAGCAACCUACCACACCUCUGCCCGAAGAUCGUUUUGGAUAUCGUGAUGACCAUUAUCAGUAUGAUCGAUCAUCGUAUGGCAUGAGAGGGUUUGGAGGGAUUAAACCAUCAAUGUCAGACACUAAUUUAGCAGAAGCUGGCCUGUUCUUUUACAAGAGUAAGAACAGCUAUAAUUUCAGUGGCACGACAGAGGGUGCAGUAGAUCUUACCUCAGCAAAGAUUUCUGAUGCAGGUGAAGCUGUUGACUACUCCAAGAAAGGGGCUUACGCAGGAAUGACUAUUCCACCCUAUUCUCAAGCCAGAGUCACAAGUGCUGCUGGUACACUCUUUGGUACAAGUAGUGUUUUAAGGUCUUCAAAUGGAGUGGUCUAUUCUUCUGUUGCAGCACCAAUUCCAUCUACAUAUGCCAUUACUACCCAGCCUGGGUCCAUAUUUAGUACAACAUACAAUACCCUGUCAGGUAUGCACACCAGCGACACCAUGCCUUCCCUGUCCAACCUCCAAAACUUGCCACUUACACGGUCCCACAGUUUUCUCUCAACCAUCUCCACUACUGAAACAGAAGAACAAGGAGAUGCCCCACUCAAUCUGGAGAUGUCUAGAGCAGGUACUACUGCUGUUAAUGCUGCCACUACUGCAACAACCUCUUUAUCCCUUGACUACACUGAUGCAUCCCUGGAGGCCAUAGCUGCUUCACUGGAGGCUCUGUCUUCACCCAUGGUUCCUGGGGAUGGCCAGUAUCAAGCAGAGCGUGAAAGGCUCGAAAUGGAGAAACUCAAGCAACAGCGCCUGGCUGAGGAAUUAGAAUGGGAGCGGCAGGAGAUUCAGCGAUUCCGUGAACAAGAACAGUUCCUGGUACAGAAGGAACUGGAGGAGCUGCAGGCUAUGAAGCAGCAGAUAUUGUCCCAGCAAGAGGAGGAAAGACAAGCUCACCUUAUGAUGCAGAAAGAAACUUAUGCUCAGCAACAGCAGCAGCUUGAGCAAAUUCAGAGACUCCAAGAGCAACUUCGUUUGCAACUGGAAGAGCAAAAGCUUCGUCAGAUGUAUCCUGGUGGGGACAUACCAGGGCAUGGUGUGCAGGAGGCACUUGUCUUAGGACCUGAUGGCACAGUACUAGCCAGAAAGAUCACAGAUAGUGGGUGCCAAACAGAUGAAGAAGAUGAAGCAGUCAGCAAAGCUUACACAGCAGGGAGAAAAAAGAGAAGUGUUAAAAAGAGUGUUGACAGUUGUGUGCAGACUGACGAUGAGGAUCAAGAGGAAUGGGAGGCUCAGACCAGAAGUCGACAAGGCCGGCCACGUACUGCCAGGGGUGAUCGGGGUGGGCAGUCAGAGAUGUCUCUUCAAGCCCACACUGAGAUUUCUAUACAAACAGAUACAGAGGGGAACAUUAUAAUGGACACCAGGAUGGAGCUGUCAGACUCUGAAAGGACAUCGCCAAAGAAACGACCUACUCCCCUAGAAAUAGGUCAGUCUCCUAACCUCAAAGCUGAUUCUUCUACACUUCAAGCCCAUCCUAAAUCCCCCAAAGUACUCUAUUCUCCCAUAUCACCCUGUAUAUCACCGAGUAAAUCCCUUGAGUUUGUGUCCUAUGAUAAAUCCCUAGGUGAUACAAGCCCACAAAAGCUAAGAGGAAGUACGGAUCCAUCAAAGGCCUCGCCAGCAAGUCCGAGAGGGUCAAAAUCCAUGCAAAGAUCCAUGUCUGACCCUAAGCCCAUGAGUCCAACAGGAGAAGAAAGAGCAACAUCCGGCACCCAGUAUGGUGAUAGUGGGAAAGGCUCAGGUGGUACACCAACAGGCACUCAAAAGAAGGUGAAGAGGACUCUCCCAAAUCCACCAUCAGAGGAUGAGUCGACAACAACUGGCCAGACAGCAUACAGCACUGGUUCUGCUCGCCGAAGAAUGUGUCGUAACUCCAACAUGGCACGUGCAAAGAUCCUACAAGACAUUGAUCGUGAGCUAGAUCUGGUGGAGCGUGAGUCCUCCAAGCUCCGCAAAAGACAAGCAGAAUUAGAUGAAGAGGAGAAAGAGAUUGAUGCAAAGCUUAGGUACUUGGAGAUGGGCAUUAAUCGGAGAAAAGAUGCGCUACUGAAGGAGAGGGAGAAGAGAGAAAGGGCCUACCUACAGAGUGUUGCAGAGGACAGGGACUACAUGUCAGACAGUGAGGUCAGUAACAUACGAGAGACAAGAGGUGGGCGUGGAGGUGGUGAGGAUGAGGAGAUUGAAGAGCAUGGUCUUGAACGUCCCAGGACAGCUCCUCAGUCAGAGCUGGAUGACUUUGUCCCACCUCAAACCAAGCAUGAAUAUGGCAAAUACUCUCAGUACCAAUACCCUCAAAGCCAAUACCAGCAGUCUCUCUACCAGACUCCCCAGUCCUAUCAGUCCCAUUCGAUCUACUCUUCUGUCCCAUCACUCACUAGCUCCCAGCAGCAGAGUUACCACCAGAUGCUUUUGUUGCAGCAGAAAGCUGCUAGGCAAGCAGCCCUCCUCUCAGAGCUGGAGUCAACUAAAUAUGAUGUCAUUAGCCGUCAGCCUGAUCCCACAUCAUCACCUUACCUGGGUGUCAAGUAUGACAAAUAUGGCAACCACCUUGACCUCAGAGCCUUGGAGGUGGGAAGUAUGGCAGGCAGCCCAAUGUCAGCUGUCUCUGAUUCCUACUACACAGAAGUAGAACACCACACACCUCGGAGUUACAUGCUGCUGGAAGAUGCUGCAGAACUAGCUAAAGGUUCCACGGGACUUUCUUCAUCUUAUAGUCUGGCUGAGAGGGAGCUGGCUAAAGCAGAGAAGUUGUUGCGUAGAAGUGCUGCAGAUCUAGGCUCUACAGACUAUUUGGGGUCCACCUCCAGACUCCAUACUUUUGGAAAGACCCCUGAUGAAGAGGAUACAAUGGAGGAACCAUAUGAACUGAAACUUCUGAAACAACAGCUCAAGCAGGAAUUUAGGAGAAGCACGGGUGGAACAGAAAACUUAGAACAACUGACAGGUCUCUCACAGCAUUACUAUACUCCAAGCUCUGGUAUAUCUAGUUAUUCCCAAAGACACUAUCCAAAGUCAGAAAAGUACAGCAUCAGUCGACUUACUCUUGAGAAGCAAGCAGCUAAGCAACUCCCGGCAUCUAUGUUGUACCAAAAACACAAAACCCCACUGCUAGAUCCUAAAAUAUCCUCCAAGUAUUCCUCUAUUACAGACAGCAGAGCUUUGGAGACAGACUAUACCAGCUAUCUUGGGUCUACCAGUGCAUCCCCGAGAUCAAGCCGGCUCAUGCAGGAUGAGAUUACCUUUGGCCUUCGUAAGAAUAUUGCAGAGCAACAAAAGUACCUUGGAUCCACCUUGGGUGCCAACUUGGCUGGGUCACUAAACUUGGGUCAGAGCUUGGGCUUGGACUCUGCUUAUCCUAGUGGUAGCCGCUCAAGACCCUCAUCCAGGCCCACAUCUUGCUAUGGUCUGGACUUGUCUAUCAAAAGGGACCCUUCCAGCUCUUCACUAAGGCUUAAAGGAGAUGGAGAAGCAUCUGGAGAUGUACCAAGUUAUCAGACCCCAUCUGGUCGCACCAAACCCACUAGCCUUCCCAUUGUGCAAAGUGGGCGUGGCCGAAUUCCCAUAGUGGCCCAGAACUCAGAAGAAGAGAGUCCACUGAGCCCUGUUGGGCAGCCUAUGGGCAUGGCCCGUGCAUCAGCAGGACCUCUUCCCCCCAUCUCAGCCGAUUCAAGGGACCAAUUUGGCUCUUGCCUGUCUUUGCAAGACUCCCAACAGCAGCAACAUAUCAGAGAAGAGCCAACCAGGGGUAGGGGUUAUGUGCUGCUGGAUGACCUUCAGGGCACCAUGUCAGAUAGUGAAGCCCUAAGUGAUUCCCUGAUGGCUUUGAACAGAGACGAUGCAACCAAUGCCUACCACCUUAGACGAGAAGAAACAGACUGGUUUGACAAACCAAGAGAUGGACGGUCAGAGAAUGGACAGGAGAAGAGACAGGGAAAAGGUCCAUACUACCCCUUCCCUCAUCUCAGGGUCAAACUGCAGAGGGAUCCCAAAGACCGCAGUGUCUCAGGAAAUGGUCUGGGUAUCCGAGUGGUUGGAGGGAAGGAGGUGCCUGGCAGUAAUGGAGACAUUGGAGCCUAUGUUGCCAAAGUCCUACCUGGUGGAGCAGCAGAACAAACAGGGAAGAUUCUUGAAGGAAUGCAAGUCCUGGAGUGGAAUGGUGUUCUUCUGACGGGGAAAACCUAUGAAGAGGUACAAGGGCUCGUCGGACAGCCGUGUAAUGAGGCUGAAGUGUGUGUCAGACUUGAUCUCAACAUGCUUGCUGAGUCUGAGGGUUCCCAUCACCUGGACUUCCAGGAGCACAGCAAAGGCGACAGGCCUCCCAGGUCUCCAGGUGUUGAUCCCAAGCAGCUGGCGGCUGAGCUGCAGAAAGUGUCACAGCAGCAGGCCCCCUCGUCCACCUCGUCCUCCGGCUUGCCCGCCACCACCUCAGCCACCUCCAGCCCCGGUCAGCCCGGAUCCCCCUCCGUCAGCAAGAAACGCCACAGCAGCAAGACUUCAGAGGGAAUGAAGACCCAGUCCCACCCCAUCUCUGGAGAGAUACAGCUUCAAAUCCACUAUGACAAGCAGCUCGGCAACUUGAUUGUUCAUGUCCUGCAGGCCAGAAACCUCGCCCCGCAGGACAACAACGGCUACUCGGAUCCAUUUGUUAAAGUGUAUCUCCUACCAGGGAGAGGUCAGGUCAUGGUUGUCCAGAACGCCAGUGCCGAAAACAAGAGGAAGUCCAAACACGCAGGCAAGAGUCUGAACCCUGAGUGGAACCAGACUGUCAUCUACAAGAAUAUCCACCUGGAGCAGCUGAGGAAGAAGACUCUGGAAGUGAGCGUGUGGGACUAUGACAAAUGCUCCUCUAAUGAUUUCCUAGGAGAGGUUCUUAUCGACCUGUCCAACACCGCCCAGCUGGACAACAUCCCUCGAUGGCUGCCGCUGAAGGAGCAGAGUGAGGGGGACCACCACAGACGCUCCCACUCAGGCCAGGGCCGACACGGUUCCUCAAAACCCUCCUCACUGCACUCCUCCCCCAAAACCACUGCCUCCUCACACGAUAAUCAGGACUCCCCCAAGUCAUCUGUCAUCAAGAGCCGAAGCCACGGGAUCUUUCCAGAUCCGGCCAAGGAUACGCAGGUGCCCACUAUCGAGAAAUGUCACAGUAGUCCUGGCACAUCGAAGCCUUCCUCGUCUGAGGGCCAGAGCCAAAGCCACAGCCACGGACACAGUCAACACUCUCGCUCGCACGGCACUUCACGCUCCAGCAAAAGCGCUGCACGGCAACACCAUCAGGACAGCAGCAAUGGAAGCAGCGGAGGUGCUGCCAUAGCAACGGGCGAUGCUCAGCAUCAGUCACAGCAGCAGCCGCCACAACGCCUCCAACCAAGCCAAAGAGGCCGCCUCACGCUGAGGCACCAGAGACACAGCGUAGUGGGCGUGCUCACCAUUCAGAGAGCCCAGUCCGAUUGGCUGCCCGCCCUGCCGUCGGUCGUGUCGACCAAAGGGAGCAGAACAGACGGCAGACUCUUGACCCUCAGGAAAGCCGUGUCAGAAGAGAGGCCGCAGAGCAUCGGAGCUCGGUCGAGCUACAGAUCCAGCGAGGCCCCGGUCACCGCGGCAUCAUUGGACAGCGGUCUGAGUGGCAGCGCCUACAGCCUGCUGGACGAGGACGGAGAGACGAACGAGGUGGACAGUGCCAUCUUCCAGGUGCCCCGAUUUGGAAAAAUCCCAAAUGGAACAGAUGUGAUGAAAUCAUCAAUGGGACACGGUGACUCUGAAGGUAAGACCCAGGUAAUGGGGGAGAUCAAGAUCGCUCUGAAGAAGGAGAUGAAGACGGAGGGUGAGCACCUGGUCCUCGAGAUUCUUCAGUGUCGCAACAUCACGUACAAGUUCAAGAGUCCAGACCACCUGCCUGAUCUUUACGUGAAGCUCUAUGUGGUGAAUAUUGCCACCCAGAAGAGGAUAAUCAAGAAGAAGACCAGAGUGUGUCGUCACGACCGCGAACCUUCCUUUAACGAAACCUUCCGCUUCUGUAUGAACCCAACCGGACACUCACUGCAGCUGUUCCUAGUGUCCAACGGUGGCAAGUUUAUGAAGAAGACCCUGAUCGGGGAGGCCUAUGUGUGGCUGGACAAAGUGGACCUACGCAAGCGAGUGGUGAGCUGGCACAAGCUGCUCGCCAGCACCGCCCAGAUCCACUCAUAGGAGGAACUAAAAUAAACCCGAGAGGCAAAGACGCUUCUGAUAUCUAGGGAAACUUCGGUCUAACAUCUGUAACACUGAUCCACUUCUUGGGGUCUGGGAAAGGGUGGUUUAGGGAGUGGGAGGGGUACAAUAUCUCUUUCUUCGACCUUUGUUUCAGGGCUCAGAUAGGGUGAGUUUUGGAAGAUGCCUUCAGCGGAGUUCUGAUGAUGAUUUCUGUAGUGUUUGGAGGGAGUAGUUAUGUGUUUACAAGAAAUGAACACAUGUUUACAGGACGUACAGUGUACAGUAGUGUAGCCGGGGCUGAGGAGAACACAGGUGCUGAGUUCAGAGGUGAAGCGCGGAAUCAACCAGGUAUUACACACUUUAAUCCACAAACACACACGCACACACACACGGUUAUUUUCAACAACUUUGCACACAGUCAUUCACACAGAAGAGAAACCUUAAUAGAUACAGGAAAUGGACACACUUGUAGAUUCAAAUUUAUUUAUUUAGAUGUUUUAUCCAUGAAAGAUUCUUUAAAAAUGGACGCUUCUCAUUGCUUUAUUAUGAUCAACAAGAUUUUAUUGAUUUACAAAGCAUUUUUGGGAAUGAAAUAUUGAAGACUCUGCUACAGAGACCUCUUAUUUAUUUUUGUAUUAUGAUAUUAGCCUAGAGUUCUAUCAUUUGUCUUCUCCUCAAUUAUUUAAGUACUUUAAAAAUCUAUCCUGGGAAGGAAGUAUUUUUUCUAACACACUACUAGCAUUCCAGUUCAAGUGAAAAGAAGAAAAGAUAGCAGCAAGCAUGUUUUUGAAUUUAUUAACAAAAACUACUUGUUCCCCACCCUUUCACCUGAGCUUUAUCAAAUGAACGUUAUUGUUUGAUAAAGAAUCAAUAUUAAUAUAUAUCAAAUUGGACACUAUAUAUUGUGCGCAUGAGUCUAUCUAUUUGGUAUGCAGUGCCACAUGUUCUGCACAAAAAAAAUACACUUCUAAGGUUCACUUUGUAUAUAGUAAAGUGUCAGAGCUGGACAUGAAUUUUAACAUAUAUAAAUAGAUAUAUAUAAAUAUCUUUAUCACAGACAAUCGAGUCUUGAUGAUUGUGACUUAGAAAUUUUAUUUACCCAUGAUGCCCCCUUGAUCGUAACACAUUUACUCUAUGAGAUUUAAGCAUUUCAUGUUUUUCUUUACAAGAUCCCACCACAGUCUUAUAAAUCAGUCUGUUCAUGAGGGCAUUCAACUCAACAACGCACGCUUUUCUGGUAUUUUGCACUUUUUCUGCUUAGAAUGUAAACCCGUAAUCAUCAUCAUCAUUAUCCUGCUUAAAAUAAAGAUUUUAUUUUCAAGGUGAGGAAAGUAGAGAGGUAAAACAAAGCAGCAUCAGGAGAUGUUGUAGCGAACAAAAGACAAAUGUGCCACAAUCUAUCCAUUAAAAAGCACUAUGACCAUCCUAAGAUAUGACGCCGCUAUUGCAGUAGCAUGUUGAUGUUUUGUCCAGCCUUUUUUAUUUGUCUUGAUGUUACCACUUAUACUUUAAUUUGUCAGUGUUGUCUUCAAAACUCUGUUAUGCUCGUGAGAACCAUGUGCUUCUAUGGGGGUCAAGAAACAGUACAAAUGGUUCAUUUAACAUUUUCAGUCAAACUUAGCAGCGAAACUACACUUAAUAUCUGAGUGAUUUCUAUGCAACAUCGACUAUAUAAAAGGCAGUGACUGCAUCUUGACUUGCCCGAAAUGUGACACUUGGUGGGAGUGGAAGCAUUUAUGUUAAUUUUUAAUUUUGCACUUCUGUGUUUUCAUGUCCUCCACGAAAUGGUUACUGCUUUAAUAUUUUUUAUUUUGAUUUAACGUGUGAUUUUGUAUUGCUCUAUGAAUCUUUAUUUAUUGCCUGUGAGACUGUUUCAUAUGUUGUAUCAUAUUUGUUUACAGUACAUAUCAGGUGUACAGCAAAAAAAAGUUGAGAAAUUUUGUUUUUAUACACAAUGUAGUGCUUGUUUACAAUGUUUAGAGGGCCUAAAACUCAGAGAACCAACUUUUUUGCCCUUGUGCACGAACACACUCACAUAAGUGUCAAUUCCACAUAGCUAUGAAUCAAGUUAAUAGAAAUGAACAUUCCUAUUCAAACCAUCUUUUUAUGCACUUCCCGUUUAAAUCGCUUCAUUUUCCAGUACAUGUAUGAGAAACUACCAAAAAAAGACAACAUUGUAAUCGGUAGACAUUAUACUUGAACCAAUAGUAGUUUUGAAGUUGGCGUGUUUUUUUUUCGUUUUUCUUAAUUUGAUAUCCACAUGCUUCAUAUCAAGUCCAUGCAUGUCAUUGGCUCUGAUGCAUUUCUCUUCUUUUAAGUGCUGUCUGUCUAAAAAUAUCAAGUCUAACAAUUCUUGUUAAACACGGUGACUUACACACACUCACACAUACACACAGAUGCCAUUUCUCUAUUUCCAACCUUGUAAAUACAUAGUUUUUUUAUGCUGGGGUUUGGGGAGCAAUAGGUCUUUUAGCAGACAAAAAAAGGUGUGUGAUCAAAGAAGUAACAGGAAGUUGUUUUUCUUUUGAUCACUGUACUGUGGAUAGACUGAGAAAGGAGCUUCUGUCUGUCUAUAGGGACCCAGAUUUACCCGACCCUUUACACCAAACAAUAAAAGUUUACCAGAGUCUAACACAGAAGUCUAUCUUAACAACUCAAGUAGUUGCAGGAGAAUUUAAAUGUGCUCACACUGGAUGUUGCAUGUUUCGUUGGUGGUUCAUACUAUUUUUGUGUCCAGAUAUUAUUAAAGAAAAAACAAGAAUGAGGUAGAGGAAGAUAUAGAACAAAAUGUUAUAGAGGAGGAAAUUAUGGAGAAUAAAUAUUGACGAUGUAUGCUGACUGUACAAAGAUUAUGCUUGUAAAACCUGUCUGGUUUUUCACUUGUAAGUAAACAGAAAAAAUCUACUGUCAUGGUUUUGUGAUUGUAUACAGGAGGUAUUGAUAAAUUAUGCAAAAUGUGCUGUAAAAAUGGCUGUUGCCCCAUGUCUAAAUAUUAAAUAUCAGUACAAAUGAA